UUUUGUGCAUCCCUGGUGCACAGCUGUCAUCAUCGCCGCCCUUGUAAAAAAAACAACACGUUAAAGACGUGGUUUAACGAUAUUACAAGAUGGCCUUCAACUUCACCGCCUUUACGUAUAUAGUGGCCCUGAUCGGCGAUGCAUUUUUAAUAUUCUUCGCAAUAUUUCAUGUCAUUGCCUUUGACGAGCUAAAAACGGAUUACAAAAACCCAAUUGAUCAGUGCAAUAGCCUCAAUCCGCUGGUUUUACCGGAGUACUUGCUGCACAUAUUUUUGAAUUUGCUAUUCUUGUUUUGUGGGGAAUGGUUUUCACUUUGUAUUAACAUACCACUGAUUGCCUAUCAUUUUUGGCGCUACAAAAACCGCCCUGUUAUGUCUGGACCAGGGCUUUACGAUCCUACCACAGUCUUAAAAACCGACACUUUAUCCCGGAAUAUGCGUGAGGGCUGGAUCAAACUGGCCGUCUACUUGAUCAGUUUCUUCUACUACAUAUACGGCAUGGUUUAUUCGCUCAUCUCGACAUAGAGGCAUUGGGCAGCUGCCUGGGGAUCUCAUUGUUGGCGCCAGCGCAUCCGCAUCGUGUAUUAGUUGUCAUAACUCAAGUGGAACCCUCCCUUUCUGGGGGAGAUUCCCCAUCAACUGCGAACAAUACUUCACUUGUAAAUUCUAGUGUUAAUCCAUAAAAACAUAUUGCAGCUUUGUUUUUUAUAAUUUGUAAUCUAUUGUCUGCAGUAAGAGAUUGUAACGUAUUUUAUUAUUUUUGCAUUUCGCAUCCUUGGUGUAGUUGGAUUUUAAGCAUUAAAUAAAAGUCAAAUCAAAAGAACUAA
Messenger RNA from Drosophila rhopaloa, 826 nucleotides. It is a transcript of the gene cni, whose product is annotated as protein cornichon. Bases 90 to 524 code for a protein of 144 amino acids. The record is from RefSeq and is a predicted model, not a curated record. The transcript is spliced from 5 exons. Gene Ontology annotation, biological process: endoplasmic reticulum to Golgi vesicle-mediated transport. Gene Ontology annotation, cellular component: COPII-coated ER to Golgi transport vesicle; endoplasmic reticulum membrane. NCBI's taxonomy places the organism in Eukaryota, Metazoa, Arthropoda, Insecta, Diptera, Drosophilidae.